GGGUGGUAGAGUCACCGUCACCCAACUGGUCACACCACCGUCGACAUAGCCUGCUGGGAUGAAGCUCGCCACCGUGGAACUAAAGAGAUUGUUACAAAUCUGAGAUCACUGAACUCACAACCUCGGCGACAACUCGUCGAAACGACCAGUUACCAAUAAACAGUGUUUAGAAGAAGGGAGCAAAAUGAUGGAAGAAAUAGAUAGAUUUCAAGUGCCGAGUGCCGUGCAGGAGGCGGAGAUGCAGGCUGAGAUGCAGCCGCUGGACCCGGCCUCUUCCACAGCCUCAGAGGCGGACUCUGACACCAGAGAGGGGGAACCUGUCACUAUCAACUACAAGCCCUCACCCCUGCAGAUGAAAAUUGAGAAACAGAGAGAGCUGGCCAGGAAGGGAUCAUUGAAGAACGGCAACACUGUAGGUAGUCCAGUCAACCAGCAGCCCAAGAAGAACAACAACGUCAUGGCCAGAACACGGUUGGUAGUGCCCAAUAAAGGCUAUUCCUCUUUAGACCAGAGCCCAGAUGAGAAGCCCUUGGUGGCCCUAGACACAGACAGUGAUGACGAUUUUGACAUGUCUAGAUACUCAUCGUCGGGAUACUCCUCUGCUGAGCAAAUCAAUCAGGAUCUGAACAUACAGCUGCUGAAAGAUGGUUACCGUCUAGACGAGAUCCCGGACGACGAGGACCUGGAUCUGAUCCCGCCCAAAUCAGUCAACCCCACCUGCAUGUGCUGCCAGGCGACCUCCUCCACCACCUGUCAAAUACAGUAACCUCACCCCUCUGACCUUCUUCCCCUUUCCACACAAUAUAAUCCCCAAUCUUCAUCUGCUGUGAGUUUACUUUGCCGCCACAGUGAAGCAUUGGUAGAGUAUUGUAAUGACAGUUAAGUGCUAUGAUGAUAAUGGCAAUGAGAAAUAAUCAAAUUUACAUAUCGAGUAUUUGGUUUAAAAUCUAGGACGAGGAACACAUUUAAAAAUAUUAAAUAUGUAUUUAGAAUAUGAGUAAAAGUGGUGGUUUCCUCCUAUGGUAGGACGUGCACUUGUGUUUGAGAGCCCUUCUUCUGGUGAACGGGAUGUAACACACUGAUAUUAGAGGACAUGAAACAGAAGGUCAAUUGAUGCCAUAAAGUUAACUCCAUUUCCCUGAAGAAUAACAACCAUCAUAACUGCUGACUCAACUUACCUUACUGAAUUCUGGGUUGCAUUUUUCUAGGUUUUUUUAUUUGUUCAUUUUUAUUUAAAUGCUUACUUUUUUAGGCUUGAGGGAUACGUAUGAUUGUGUGUGUUGACGUGGGGAUAUUUUAGAACUGUGGACUGCGGUCUUGGUAUCCCUAAAUAGAGAAUAUCUAGUACCGUAUUCAUUGUACUGUACAGGGUUGUUAAGUUGCACAGGCCAGGUUGUUGCACUCAUUCACACCACCCUCAAUACUUUUGCAUUCUCUCCAAUAGUAAUGAAUGUAUGAACAUGAAUGGCUGCGGAACAAAUUGCAUGAGAGCGCUGGACUGAAUAAUAGAAAGGAAAAUAAUAACAAAUUGGCUCGUUGCACACUUGAUUUUUGCCCCAUUUCUAUUGUGCAAUCACAUGCUACUGUUGCACUACAAGUGGCAUUGUUGUGGACUUGUAUUGUUUUGAAUUUGCACAUUUUUGUUUUAUUUUUAUUUGGGCCCAUAUCUGUUUACUCUUUCCUGCAUAGCAAUGACAGUGUCUUAUCUGAUAUGAACUGUGUCAAAAAAGGAAGAUUAUAUAUUGUUGCAACAACCCUCUAACACAUGAUGCUCACACGAUUGAUAUAUUAUCAAGGCCAAAUAGACGGUGGGGGCCUCUAGAUUGAUUUUUCAGCACACUCUGCUGUGAUCCCCCCCUAAAUCUUUUCUUGAUCAGUGGACACUCCUUCCUUCUCAUUUCUGUUGUGAUGCCACAAAUCAUCAAGCAAGCACACGUUUCAGACAGUAGAAAGAUUUACCCUUUCUCAUCUUUCACACAAACACACACACAUAUAUGCAUAUGCAUGCAUACAGAUGUACAAUGCCAACAUAAAGAGUGAGAUACCAUCUUCUAAUCUCUUUUGACAAAUGGGUUGGAAAUUGUUUUGUUAUUGUAACAUCGAGGAUUAUUGACUUGGAGCACUAAUAUCUUUCAUGUACGACCGAUCCCUCCCUUAAACCAGCUGAUAAUUUGCAAUUAGAUUAUGCCUUAAGUACAGAGAAAUUUGAAAUAUGUGUGUAUUUAUUGCCAUCUUGAUAAUUUAGUUUACUUGAAGAGCGUUUGCUGUCUAUGAAGUUAUUCUUUUUUUUUACGUAGACACGGGUGAUACUUGUUUUUCUUUGGUUUUCCUUUUUUAAAUGAAUUUCUUGUAAUGUAAACACUUCCAUUACAGUAUUUAACAAUGUUAUUAAGUGCGGUGUAUGAAAACAAUAAAUAAACACGAAGCUAAUGGAGCA
This is a messenger RNA of Anarrhichthys ocellatus (wolf-eel), 2437 nucleotides long. It is a transcript of the gene fam219ab, whose product is annotated as family with sequence similarity 219 member Ab. Bases 185 to 766 code for a protein of 193 amino acids. The record is from RefSeq and is a predicted model, not a curated record. Lineage: Eukaryota; Metazoa; Chordata; Actinopteri; Perciformes; Anarhichadidae. The transcript has 6 exons.